Messenger RNA from Vicia villosa (hairy vetch), 1794 nucleotides. RefSeq lists its product as uncharacterized. The record is from RefSeq and is a predicted model, not a curated record. The coding region runs from base 1 to 1794 and encodes 597 amino acids. The transcript has 3 exons. NCBI's taxonomy places the organism in Eukaryota, Viridiplantae, Streptophyta, Magnoliopsida, Fabales, Fabaceae.
AUGUCUCAGAGUCCUUCCUCAAAGAAAUCUUCUCCUAUCUCUGAAACAGCAUCAGGUUCUAGGGCACCAAAUGCUGUGAGCGAUCAAGAUGUUGUGCUGGAUGUCGUGCCAUUGAACUCUGUCCCUCCUUCCAAUUCUGCUCGCAGUCAUCCAAGAAAGAUGCAUGCAAGAAAAUCAACCGGAGGAUCUGUCCCAGAAACUUUUUCUGUCCAGGGUAGAGAGGGCUCGUCCUAUGUUCAUAAUGCAAUUGCAAAUAUUGUCACCAGAAUCUUGAAUGAAGGACACAAGGUUGAAGGAAUUUCUGUUCCUCUAGCCCAAAUGCCCGCUUCCGAUGAUGAUCAAGGUGAGCAUGAUGAUGUAAGCAAAGAUCAGGAAAAUGUUGAGACUCCUGUUGCUAAUGAUGUUAGGACAUCUGUUGAUAAUGUUGAGACUCAUGUUGCUAAAGAUGUUGAGACAUCUAAAGAUGAAAACCCUAAUGUGCAUGAUGUGGUGGAUCUUGAUGAUCUUGAUGAUCCUAUUGAUAUUGCUGAUGAUGACCUCAUCUCCAGCAUCUCCAACAGGGUCAAGGCUCGUAAGGGAAAGCAAGUCUGUGAUCAACAACCUCUCAAGCCACAGGUUACUCCUCUGAAGACUGUUACUAAAGAAAGGGUGAAGAGAGUUUCCACUGGACCUGCAAAGUCUGGAAGCAAAGUUACUGUGAAGAAGAGGAAGGAAAGAAGUGUUUCUGUCACAGAAGAUGAUGUCUUAAGUGAUUGGAAGUUUGUCUAUCAAAGAAGGUUGGCUCUAGAAAGAGAAUUAGCAAAUGAUGCUCUGGAAUGUCAAGAGGUCAUGAAGCUCAUCAAGGAUGCAGGUUUGAUUAAAACUGUUUCUCAUUUUUCAAAGUGUUAUGAAAUACUUGUGAAGGAAUUUAUUGUGAAUUUGUCUCAAGAUUGUGGUAAUGGAACAACUGAUGAUUUUCAUAAGGUGUAUGUUAGAAGAAAGUGUAUAGAUUUUUCUCCUGCUGUUAUCAACCUAUAUCUAGGAAGAGAUGUUGAGGCUCAACCUGAGCUUGAAGUGACUGAUAAUGAGGUCUGCAAGGUAAUCACUGGUGGUACGGUUAAGAAGUGGCCCAUUAAGAGCAAACUGUCUGCUAGUUCUCUUAAUGUCAGGUAUGCGUUGCUGCACAAAAUUGGUGCUGCUAACUGGGUGCCUACCAAUCACACUUCCACUAUUGCUGUUGGCCUAGGAAGAUUCAUAUAUGCUGUGGGAACCAAGACAAAAUUUGACUAUGGCACUUACAUAUUUGAUCAAACCAUGAGGCAUGCUGGUACCUCUGCUACCAAGCUUCCCAUUGCUUUCCCAUCUCUGAUAUGUGGAAUCAUCCUCAAGCAACACCCCGGAAUUCUGAAAAGUAAAGAUACUGUAUGUAAGAGGGAGACUGCUUUGUCCUUUCACUACAAGCUGCUGCAGAGAUCUGAUGACAAGACAUCUGCUGGGACAUCUCAACCCAGCAAAUCUGUGACCAAAGCUCUUCUUAUUGCUGAGCUAAAAGAGACGUGUCAAGAGUUGGACAACAGGAAGCUGAAACUUGAAAAUCUCAUCCACAGUCUUGAGCAGUCUACAGAUGAUGAUCUUGUUGGUGACAAGGGUGGUGACAAUAUGGAUGAAGUCCAAGAGGCUGAGGCAGAAGCUAAGGAUGCUGAGGCUGAGAGUGCUGAGAGUGAGAGUAGUGAUGCUGCUGAAUGGACCAGUACCUCCAGUGAUGACAAUCCUGGUGGUUCAAGUGAUGAAGACAGUGAUGGGGCUGAUGAUUAG